AUGGAGCUCGCUAUCGCUGCAGCCGGCACUGCCGCAACAACUGCUGGCCUGGCAUAUCUGGAUGCCAAGUUCCACGUGAGCGAGGAUCUCAAAUCAAUUCUUGCCCGCCGGAAACUUCUGAAGUACUUCGAAGAAGGAGUCAAGUCCAACAAGUUGUCACCGUACUACUUGUUUGAAGACGUCAUCAGGCAAAAGCCCAAUGCAGAGGCAAUCUGGACUCGGGAGGGUUCCUUGACUUGGCAGCAGCUUUAUGAUGGCACGAACCGGUUCGCCCAAUGGUUCCUGGCCCAGGGAGUCAGGAACAGGGAUUUUGUUGCGCUUUUCAUGGGCAACUCCCCCGAAUUCAUCAUGGUGUGGCUGGCUCUGGCUUCCAUCGGAGCGGCGCCAGCCAUGAUAAAUCACAACCUGGCGUCGAAGCCACUGCUGCACUGUUUAAAGAUCAGCACCGCCAAACUCAUCUUGGUAGACGUCCCACCGCAAACAGAGAAGAGCAUAUCUGAUAUUCAAGAGGAUUUAAACACGGAGGGCUUUACGGUCUUGCGACUCGAUGAAUACCGUCAACAAAUUGCAGGGCUGGAGCCCACGCGACCUGGAGAGGAACACCGAAAGAAUAUCAAGCCAGAUUGGGCCUGCGGCCUGUUCUACACAAGCGGCACGACAGGAAUGCCCAAAGCCUGCGUAUUGCCAGUGGCACCAGUGUACAUCAACGGCUGCACCACCAAAGCUGGGAUCAGCUACCUCGCCAGCUCUGACAAGGAGGCUAAUGCAAACAUACGGUUUUAUGACUGCAUGCCUUACUAUCACGGCACCGGAGGCAUCACCAUGAUGAGCCAGAUCCUGGGCGGGACGACUAUAUGUGUUGCCCCUAAGUUCAGCGUUUCUAGGUUCUGGGAAGACGUUCGAGAGUCUCGCGCAAACGCUUUUGUAUACGUCGGCGAGACGUUGCGGUACCUGCUAGCACAGCCACCUUCACCGCGUGACAAGGAGCACAACAUCAAGGUAAUCUACGGAAAUGGACUCAGGCCAGACGUCUGGAAGCGUUUCCGCGAUCGCUUCGGUAUCGAGUGCAUUCACGAGUUCUUCAACAGUACCGAAGGCGUUUUCCCGCUGGACAAUCACUGCAGGGGCGACUUCCUAGCUCACGCAGUGGGCCACCACGGGCUUAUUCUGAGAUGGAAAUACCACCACCUAUACGUGCCGGUCGCAAUCGACACAGAGACGGGCGACAUAGCCAGACAUCCAAAGACGGGCUUCGCCUACCGCGUGCCGUACGACAGUGGUGGCGAGAUUCUCAUCCGCGUCCCAGGAGAGAGGGCCUUCCCAGGGUACUUUAACAACCCCGAAGCCACUGAGAAGAAAUUCGUGCGUGACGUUUUCGUCACGGGCGACACCUACUACCGGACCGGCGAUGCUUUGCGCCGUGACAACGACGGCAGGUGGUACUUUAUGGACAGGCUUGGAGAUACUUUCCGCUGGAAGGGCGAAAACGUUUCCACCGCCGAAGUGAGCGAAGUGCUCGGCAGCUUCCCGGGAGUUGUGGAGGCCAACGUCUACGGCGUGCAACUGCCCAACCACGACGGCAGGGCAGGCGCCGCGGCCAUCUACAUCGAGCCUGAGAAGAGGGCGUCAUUUGACACGGCAGCCUUCCUGGCGCACGCGAGAAAGCACCUCCCCAAGUACGCGGUGCCCAUCUUCCUGCGAUACAUUGCAGAAAUCUCGGCUUCGCACAACAACAAACAGAACAAGCAGCCGCUCAAGGCCGAGGGUGUGGAUCCAGACAAGGUCAAGGCUGGCGACGAGAUGUGGUGGAUAGAGGACGGUGGGAAGGGUAACAGAUAUGUGCCUUUUACCCGGGAGGACUGGAACGCGCUGGGAGCGGGCAAGGCGAAGCUGUAG
Molecule: messenger RNA, 1896 nt
Organism: Pyricularia pennisetigena
Lineage: Eukaryota; Fungi; Ascomycota; Sordariomycetes; Magnaporthales; Pyriculariaceae
Exons: 4
Coding region: 1-1896 (631 amino acids)
Molecular function (GO): long-chain fatty acid-CoA ligase activity; long-chain fatty acid transmembrane transporter activity
Source: RefSeq, a predicted model, not a curated record